GUAUAUCAGUCGGUUAUCACAGCACAUAUCCUUCACUUCACUAUCCUCUGCUGCUCCUCUCUCAUGGCUUCAUUUCUCUACAUUUCACUUCCCCUGUUCUUCCUUUUCUUCUUUUCUUUCCUUUCUAAUUUCCACCUUCUAGCACUUUCCUCCGAUCAGAGGCUCAAAACCUUCAUCUUCCGCGUCGACUCUGAAUCCAAGCCCUCUAUUUUCGCCACACACUACCACUGGUAUACUUCCGAGUUUGCUGAUCCUCUCCAAAUCCUGCAUGUAUACGACACCGUUUUCCAUGGCUUUUCUGCUUCUGUUACUCCAGACCAUGCUUCCUACCUCAGCCAACACCCUUCUGUUCUCUCUGUUUUCGAGGACCGUCGCCGCCAGCUUCACACUACAAGGUCCCCUCAGUUCCUAGGGCUCCGAAAUCAGCGCGGGCUUUGGUCCGAAUCUGAUUACGGAUCCGACGUUAUUAUUGGAGUGUUCGAUACCGGAAUCUGGCCGGAGCGCCGUAGCUUCUCGGAUGUCAAUCUCGGCCCUGUGCCAGCCCGGUGGAAAGGCAUUUGUGAGGCUGGAGUGAAAUUCACCCCCAAAAAUUGUAAUAAGAAGUUAAUUGGGGCUCGUUUUUUCCUCGAAGGUCAUGAAGCGGCUGCGAGAUCGGCAGGGCCGAUAAGCGGGAUAAACGAAACCAUUGAGUUCAAAUCUCCGAGAGAUGCGGAUGGACAUGGGACGCACACAGCGUCGACUGCGGCGGGAAGGCACUCGUUCGGCGCCAGCAUGGCGGGGUACGCGCCGGGGAUUGCUAAAGGUGUUGCUCCAAAAGCGCGACUGGCUGCUUACAAGGUGUGUUGGAAAAAUUCGGGCUGUUUCGAUUCUGAUAUAUUAGCUGCUUUCGAUGCUGCGGUUAAUGAUGGAGUGGAUGUUAUAUCCAUCUCCAUUGGCGGUGGUGAUGGAAUUUCCUCGCCUUAUUAUCUUGAUCCCAUAGCCAUUGGUUCUUACGGUGCCGUUUCCAGAGGGGUUUUCGUGUCAUCUUCUGCUGGUAAUGAUGGACCUAAUUUAAUGUCCGUGACAAACCUGGCACCUUGGCUUGUCACUGUUGGUGCAGGCACAAUUGAUAGGAAUUUUCCAGCUGAUGUGAUUCUGGGUAAUGGGCAUAGGCUAUCUGGUGUGUCUCUCUACUCUGGAGUUCCACUGAAUGGGAAGAUGUUUCCUCUGGUUUAUCCAGGGAAAUCAGGGGUUCUCUCGACUUCGUUAUGUAUGGAAAAUUCACUGGAUCCAAAUAUGGUUAGAGGCAAAAUUGUUAUUUGCGAUCGUGGAAGUAGUCCUAGAGUGGCUAAAGGGUUGGUUGUCAAGAAAGCUGGAGGUAUUGCUAUGAUUCUUGCCAAUGGAAUUUCCAACGGUGAAGGGCUUGUUGGCGAUGCUCACCUUCUUCCUGCUUGUGCUGUUGGGUCUGACGAGGGUGAUGCUGUUAAGGCAUAUAUUUCUUCCACGCCCAAUCCUACAGCCACUAUUGAUUUCAAGGGCACUGUCGUUGGAAUCAAACCGGCUCCUGUUGUGGCCUCUUUUUCUGGUAGAGGGCCAAAUGGCUUGAACCCAGAGAUUCUCAAGCCGGACUUGAUUGCUCCGGGUGUUAAUAUUCUUGCUGCUUGGACGGAUGCAGUCGGUCCAACUGGACUGGAUUCAGAUACAAGAAGAACUGAAUUCAAUAUCCUGUCUGGAACUUCAAUGGCUUGCCCACAUGUAAGCGGCGCAGCAGCCUUGCUUAAAUCUGCACACCCAGAUUGGAGUCCUGCGGCAAUUAGGUCUGCAAUGAUGACCACCGCCAACACAUUUGAUAAUCUGAACCGCUCCAUGACCGAUGAGGCGACUGAAAAACCAUCUACACCUUACGAUUUUGGUGCUGGGAAUCUUAAUCUUGAUCGUGCAAUGGAUCCUGGACUUGUGUAUGACAUUACUAACAAUGAUUACGUGAACUUCCUGUGUGGAAUUGGAUACAGCCCUAAAGCCAUUCAGGUGAUCACGCGAUCACCAGUAACUUGUCCGGCGAAGAGGCCUUUACCUGAGAACCUCAACUAUCCGUCAAUUACAGCAUUGUUUCCAAGCUUAUCAGUUGGAGCAACAAGCAUGGCGUUUAUCAGAACUGUGACCAAUGUGGGUCAGCCAAACGCGGUUUAUCAGCCAACAAUUGAAGCUCCAAAAGGGACAGCAGUGGCCGUGAAACCAGCGAGAUUGAUGUUCAAUCAGGGAAUGAAGAAGCAAAGCUUUAUUGUGACAAUAACAGCAAAUACCCGAAAUCUGAUCCUAGAUGAUUCGGGUGCCGCGUUCGGGUCAAUUACAUGGUCUGAUGGGAAGCAUUUGGUUAGGAGUCCCAUUGUGGCGACGCAAAUAAACCCGUUGUGAUCAAAUUGUCUUUUUGAUCGAUGGCAGUAGGUGGCUAAGCAGUAGCAUAAGCAUAGAUUUUGCUACGCGUAGUGAAAAGUCUGUGUUCUGUGGUGGCUGUUUUUAUGUGUUGUUUUUCCUUCCCUUUGUGGCUGUUGUAGGAUAGGACUAGGAGCUAAGAACAAGUGGCUUUGAGUGUUUUUUUUUUUUUUUUUCCUUAUUAUUAUUUGUUAUGUUAUGAGAUGUUGUAUGUAUAAACUCCAAAAGUUUAUAUACGCAAAUAGUAUUUUUAAAUAA
Messenger RNA from Hevea brasiliensis (rubber tree), 2670 nucleotides. RefSeq names its product subtilisin-like protease SBT1.6. Gene Ontology annotation, molecular function: serine-type endopeptidase activity. The transcript has a single exon. Bases 64 to 2394 code for a protein of 776 amino acids. Lineage: Eukaryota; Viridiplantae; Streptophyta; Magnoliopsida; Malpighiales; Euphorbiaceae. Gene Ontology annotation, biological process: proteolysis. The record is from RefSeq and is a predicted model, not a curated record.